Molecule: messenger RNA, 1130 nt
Organism: Mercurialis annua (annual mercury)
Lineage: Eukaryota; Viridiplantae; Streptophyta; Magnoliopsida; Malpighiales; Euphorbiaceae
Product: short chain aldehyde dehydrogenase 1-like
Exons: 2
Coding region: 45-872 (275 amino acids)
Source: RefSeq, a predicted model, not a curated record
GUUUUAAGAAAGUAUAGCAAAGUUAAUAAGAAAAAAGGAAAAGCAUGGCAGCCUCUUCUUCCCUAGCCAAUUUUGCCAAGAGGUUACAAGGCAAGGUAGCCUUAAUAACAGGCGGAGCAAGCGGAAUUGGUGAGACUACUGCACGAUUAUUUUCAAGAAACGGAGCCAAAGUUGUCAUCGCCGAUAUCCAAACCGACUUAGGUCACUCUGUAGCAAAAGAAAUCAGUUCAGAAUCCGGCGAAAAAGUUUCCUUUAUCAAUUGCAAUGUCACAAAUGAAUCCGACGUCGAAAACGCGGUCAACAAGGCCGUUUCGUUGUACGGAAAGCUUGACAUAGUUUACAACAAUGCCGGAAUUACAGGUAAUUAUGAUACCAACAUUUUAGCUAUAGAUAGUGAAGAUGUCAAAAAAGUUUUGGAUGUGAAUGUUUACGGCGCUUUCUUGGGAGCCAAACACGCCGCGAGAGUAAUGAUUCCGAGAAAAAAAGGUUGUAUUCUUUUUACAUCAAGUAUUGCUUCGGUUACUAAUGGCGGAAUGCCACAAGCUUAUACAGCCUCAAAACAUGCUGUUGUUGGUUUAACCAAGAACUUGGCAGUUGAAUUAGGUAAAUACGGAAUUAGGGUUAAUUCCAUUUCGCCGGCCGGAGUUCCGACGCCGAUGGGUGCCAGCGUUCUGGGUAUUGGAGUAAAAGAUCUUCAAGAAAGGUGGUAUUCAAUUGCAAAUCUGAAAGAAACUAUGUUGGAAGGAAAUGAUAUUGCUCAGGCAGCUAUGUAUCUUGCUAGUGAUGAUGCUCAAUAUGUUAGUGGCACUAAUCUUGUUGUUGAUGGAGGUUUUUGCUUGACAAGUAAUUUAGUUUCCGUUGCGCGAAAGUGAUUAAUCGAUACUUAUGAUUAUUCAACUCGACUCUUGAUCCGUCCGAAUAAAAAAUAAUUUUUAUUAUUAGAAUUUUUAAAUUGAUUGUUGAGUCGGAUGAAUUUAUAUAAAAAAAAUCUCGAUAUAAUAUAUAUCAAACUUAAUAUUGUACUUACAAAUAAACCAAUAUGUAUUAUUGGUACGAGAGUGAUAUAGUAUGUAAUAAGGCAUUGGUUGUAUUAUGAGAAAAUUCAUCAAUGUUAUAGCAAAUUUGAGAAA